This is a messenger RNA of Ostertagia ostertagi, 1212 nucleotides long. The record is from the annotation of a GenBank genome assembly. NCBI's taxonomy places the organism in Eukaryota, Metazoa, Nematoda, Chromadorea, Rhabditida, Trichostrongylidae.
AUGGAUUUCUUUGAUGAUCUUUUCACUUCUGAGAGAAUCGAUGAGGAGUUUGGCAUUCGCCCUACCUUGGAUAGAUGCACUGCUCCACUACGUUUGCAAAAUCCUCUUCGGGCAGAAGGGAUUUACGCUGCAUACAGUGGAAAUUAUAACAAUCUCGGGUCUCAUGACAUCGAGCGAAAGUGCAGUGAAUCCUUUUUCACGUACUUCAAAUCGGAGCUGGAGAAGAAGAACACACAAAAAAUCAUUGACCCAGCAAUCUUUUUUGGAAUGUUUUUUACCGAUUGUUUCUUUUGCUCUUAUCUCAUCGGUGAUUUGCAAUUCGACCAGUACAUCAAAACAGCAAGAAAACUGAUGCAGAGACAAGAAAAUGCUUUCCUUAACACACCGGGACUCAAUUUUCGGGCUGAUGAGGACAUUCAUAUCUCACGCCAAACUCGUGCCUACCAUGCCGCAAGAAUAUUGCUGCAAGAUGUCUUGAUCACAUAUGUUGACCUAACAGACGGGAAAAAGGAUUACAAACCCAUGCAUGCUUCGGAAGAUGGCCCGUGGCUGAUCUGGAAGCUGACCGGGACACCAUGGACCUUUUGUUAUCUUCGUGAAGGUGCGUUGUGCUGCUACUCUAGCACCCAGUAUAUAUAUCUACCAAUGAACACGAUGAGAUGUCUAUAUGAGGUGGUUUGUGCUCGCUCGCUGGUCUUUCUAGCUUGUGAUCUCGCUCAGGCAGACAACAAUCCACUGUAUCCUAAAACAUCUGAACUCGUCAGUGUGAUAAAAGCAGGUGAUCAGGUGCUAUUGGAUCGAGGGACUCAAGGUUAUCAAACUAUCAAGCUUUUGGAAGGGCUUGUCAUUGGGCUGGUAAUUCGAAAAAAGGACCCUGGAUUCAUUAAUGAGAACACGGACUAUUUCGAUAAGUUGACAGAGGACAUCAGAAUUGGUGGAACCCCAGCAGAAAAAACAUUCGUUAGUGAGUUAGAAACAUACAUCCUUCAUUCACGCAAUUGCCAUCAAUGCUUCCAGUUGUUUGGUUUAUUCCGCAUCUGGGGGUAUCCCCAUGUGGAUGUGAUCGGUGGAAUAGACCAGGUAAAGUGCAUAUCAAAACAGGUUGAAGAGGUCGACUUGCACAUAGGUUUCAUUAUCCGAUACAUGGCAAGGAAGCUUGUUGUCUCAUAUAUACUAAGCGAAAUGCACGACUACCCCCCGGACAUACUCUGA